CUUAUCACGUCAAUACCGACUUCUAUUAUCUGCUUUAGAAAUCAACUAACAACAGCAACUUGGAGGCGGUCGCUUCGUCUCUUACUUUAUCACUUACUUUUUUGUAUUAAUACUUCCUAUUCUUUUGCCCUCACGUGGAGUUUGGAUACUUUUAUCAAACUAUCAUUUCUUAGUCACGACUUACAGUGACAAAGUUGUUGAGACGACUAGUCAUGAAGGGCGCGUACUGAUUUCUAAUACCAAAGAACACAUCCUUACCACCAAGAUGAAACUCCCAUUCCUGUUACUGGCCUCCAGUAUUCAUUAUAUUUCGAUAUCAGCCAGUCCCAUAUUUGAGGAGUUCUUUUCUCCGAGCGUUGGUACCAGAGGAGCUGUUGCUUCAGAGGCUCAAGAAUGUAGCUACAUCGGGAGAGAUUUAUUAGCACGAGGUGGCAAUGCUGUCGAUGCCAUGAUCGGAACGACAUUCUGUGUUGGUGUUAUCGGCAUGUACCACUCCGGCAUUGGAGGUGGUGGUUUCAUGAUUGUGCGUGACAAGAAGGGCAACUACGAAGCAAUCGACUUCAGAGAAUCAGCCCCUGCAGCAGCAUUUGAGGACAUGUACCAAGGAAAUGUGAACGGCAGCAUCUACGGAGGACUCUCUGUUGGUGUGCCAGGCGAAGUUCGUGGGUUUGAGUACGCACACAAGAAAUACGGCAGUCUUCCAUGGAAAACAGUUUUACAAGGGGCUAUUAAGGUGGCUCAGGAUGGAUUCAUAGUCAAUGCCGACAUGGCAAGGUUUAUCGAAAAGACCAUCAGAGACCAUCACAACUUCUUUGUUGAGGAUCCCUCAUGGGCAGAAGAUUUUACUCGAAAUGGACAGCUUAUCCCUGAAGGAGAGAAGAUGACAAGACGACGAUACGCCCGUACACUUCAAGCUAUCGCAGAGCAUGGCGCUGAUGCCUUCUAUACCGGUGCUUUCGCUGAGAGCAUGGUUAAGACCAUCCAAGAAACAAACGGUACCAUCACACUGGAUGACUAUAAGAACUACGAUGUAAUUUCUCGAGAGGUUCUUCACACUGAGUACAAAGGCUAUGAUGUCUACGGCAUCAGCUCUCCAGCCGGUGGUGCCGUGUCACUCAAUAUCCUGAACACCAUGAACGGCUACACGCACCAAGACGAGGAUCGCAAUACAACACUGCACAUCUACAUUGAAGCCAUGAAAUUCGCAUACGGAGCUCGUCUGCAUCUUGGCGAUCCUGACUUUGUAGAUGGCGUUCCUGAGCUUGAACACGAGAUGCUCAAUGCCACAACGGCGGAGAAGAUCCGGCGCAAGAUCGAUCCUCGGAAGACCCAGAAGAUUGAGAAGUAUGAUCCCGAUGGAAUCUACUCAUCUGAUGGGCAUGGAACUUCACACGUCGUCACUGCAGAUGGCGAUGGUAUGGCUGUGUCGCUGACAACCACCGUCAACCUCAUCUUUGGAUCUUUCCUCAUGGAUCCCCUCACUGGUGUGAUUCUAAACAACGAAAUGAAUGACUUCUCUAUUCCAGGAGUUCCUAACGAGUUUGGCUUCGCCCCAGCAGAAGCGAACUUCAUUCGUCCAAACAAGCGCCCCCUGUCCUCAUGCACACCUCUCAUCGUAUCCAACAAAGACGGUUCUCUCUUCGCCGUCAUCGGAGCCGCAGGGGGCUCACGUAUUAUCUCCGCUACGACUCAAGUCGCUUGGCGUGUAUUGACAUCUCCAUCACGGCCUAUCAAGGAUGCUGUUCGUGAGCCCCGUGUUCACAACCAGCUCAUCCCGAAUACACUACUCGUGGAGAAGAAGUUCAGUUCAUACGAUGUUCCAUCGCUGGUAGAGCGAGGGCAUAAUAUCACUUGGGUCGAUGAGGGACUCAGUACAGUUCAAGCGUUGACGAGGGAUUCGGCUGGUGUUUUUGAGGUUGCGCCUGAGCCUAGACAGAAGAACAGUGGCGGUGUGACAUUGUAGACAGCACAGGAAGAGAUGGAAGCAUCCAUGGUUAUAUUCCUGAUUGAGCGAUCAACACUUCUAGAGGGACACAACAUACAAUAUAGAACAUUGACUAGAUCAUGCCCAAGCCUUGUGCUUGCUAUAUUAAUUUCUCUAAGCUGUCACUUCUCUCGCUAGAAUCUUAGAAAAGGGGUAUCCUUAGUCUAUCUCCAAAAAUUCUACGCUUUUUGUUUCGCAAGUGACA
Fusarium odoratissimum NRRL 54006 is the source of this 2189-nucleotide messenger RNA. RefSeq names its product gamma-glutamyltransferase. The coding region runs from base 266 to 1963 and encodes 565 amino acids. The transcript is spliced from 8 exons. The record is from RefSeq and is a predicted model, not a curated record. NCBI's taxonomy places the organism in Eukaryota, Fungi, Ascomycota, Sordariomycetes, Hypocreales, Nectriaceae. Gene Ontology annotation, cellular component: plasma membrane. Gene Ontology annotation, biological process: glutathione catabolic process. Gene Ontology annotation, molecular function: glutathione gamma-glutamate hydrolase.